AUGUCGUCAUUUAGCUCCUCCGAUCCAUCUGAACGAUUUUUGGGUGUACGGCACGUCAGUCAGAAAGGGAGGCACGAAAUUAUUCGUUUCGCCAUACCAGGAACGCGCAUGGCGCACAUAUUUUCCCACCAAAGGAGCAAUGCAAACUACUCUGUCUUUCGAUGCAGAGAGUGCAAAAAGCGCGGACACUACAAGGCUGUAAAGGUCGUGGGAAAUGAAAUAAUCGAUGACCCUCUCGAAAAUCACGUCUGUGUGGCCAUCAAUUCUUCAAAAGACCAAGCAAACAGGAUAAUGUACGAGGUGAUUCAAAAUAUCCGAUCUGAUUCCCGUGCAGCACAUGCUCCUGUCUCCGAAAUAUGGGAGAAGACGUUGCAUAGAGUAUUGAAUGAGCAUGGAUCCGCCUCCUCUUCAAAUGAAGUUGUUGCUUAUUUCUACAAAAAUGGGUUAGAAUCAAGGAGGAAGAGCAUUGAAAGAGCAAAAGCUGUUCAUGGAAGCCAAGAAGUAACAUGGGACAACAUACCCGAAUCAUACAAUACUCUCGAUGAUGGUACACUAUUUCUUCAAGAAAGGAAUGACAUUUACCACCUCUACUACUCGUCAACCACAAUCAGAGAAGGGGACGGCCCCUUUCUAAAAAGGCUGGAGUCAGUUGAGUCAGUUUGGAGUAUGGGCUUCAACGCUUGCGUAGGGUCGAACAUAAAUCGCGCUAAUCUGCACGCCUACUCUAGCACAGGAAAUGUAGCUGACGGGGUACAUAUAUUGUAA
Messenger RNA from Cylicostephanus goldi, 765 nucleotides. Lineage: Eukaryota; Metazoa; Nematoda; Chromadorea; Rhabditida; Strongylidae. The record is from the annotation of a GenBank genome assembly.